AUGGGCGAAAGCAGAAUUUUGGGCUUAAUUCCAUUAUGCAGCUUCUGGUUUCAUGAUAAGCUUGCUGCUUUUCCAGACAAUAACAUGUCUUCCAUUGGAGCACGUUCAGCUGAAAUUUACAUUUUGGAGAAGAGGCAGAAGGAGAAGAUGAAGAGAAUGGAAGAGGAAAGAGUAGGGAGGGGUGAGGUGAGUGCUGAAGGGAGGAAGGUGACUGGUUCUAGUGUGGGAAAGAACAAGAUACAUCCAGGUAGUGAACAAGGAGCAAAACCCGAUAAAUGUCUUUAG
Sphenostylis stenocarpa is the source of this 285-nucleotide messenger RNA. The record is from the annotation of a GenBank genome assembly. Lineage: Eukaryota; Viridiplantae; Streptophyta; Magnoliopsida; Fabales; Fabaceae.